Messenger RNA from Quercus lobata, 2075 nucleotides. RefSeq names its product indole-3-acetic acid-amido synthetase GH3.6-like. Gene Ontology annotation, molecular function: indole-3-acetic acid amido synthetase activity. Gene Ontology annotation, cellular component: cytoplasm. NCBI's taxonomy places the organism in Eukaryota, Viridiplantae, Streptophyta, Magnoliopsida, Fagales, Fagaceae. The transcript has 3 exons. The coding region runs from base 53 to 1909 and encodes 618 amino acids. The record is from RefSeq and is a predicted model, not a curated record.
UUACUACUACUUCUUCACUUUGUAGACUAUAUAUAUAUAUAUUAUUGUAACUAUGCCAGAAGCUCCUGAGAUUAAUAAUGUUUCCGAAUAUGAUUGUUGUGGUAGUAACUCAUCUCUCGAUGGUAAAAACAAGAAGGCAUUACAAUUUAUUGAAGAUGUAACCAGUAAUGCUGAUGAAGUUCAGAGGAGGGUUCUUGCUGAAAUCCUUUCUCAUAGUGCCCAUGUUGAGUACUUGCAACGACAUGGCCUAAACGGGUGUACAGACCAAGAGACAUUCAAGAAGGUGGUUCCUGUUGUUACAUAUGAAGAUUUGAAGCCAGAAAUUGACCGUAUUGCUAAUGGUGAUGCUUCACAAAUCCUUUGUUCCCAACCCAUAUCGGAGUUCUUGACUAGUUCCGGAACUUCUGGCGGGGAGAGGAAAUUGAUGCCAACAAUUGAAGAGGAGCUGGAGAGGAGGUCAUUGCUUUACAGCCUUUUGAUGCCUGUGAUGAACCAAUGUGUUCCAGGUUUGGACAAAGGAAAAGGCAUGUAUUUUUUGUUCAUAAAAUCAGAAGCUAAGACCCCAGGAGGACUUGUUGCACGUCCAGUUUUAACUAGCUACUAUAAAAGUUCACAUUUUAUAGAUAGGCCUUAUGAUCCCUACACCAACUAUACAAGCCCAAACGAGACCAUUCUUUGCCCUGAUUCUUAUCAAAGCAUGUACUCUCAGUUGCUUUGUGGCCUUUAUCAAAACACCCAAGUUCUUCGUGUUGGGGCAGUCUUCGCUUCCGGCUUCAUUCGUGCUCUUAAGUUCCUUGAAAAGAAUUGGCUUCUUUUAUGCAAUGAUAUUCGAAGUGGUACCUUAGACCCCAAAAUCACUGACUCAUCAGUGAGAGAAGCUGUAAUGAAAAUUCUUGAACCAAACCCCGGGCUAGCUGAUUUUAUUGAAGCUGAAUGUGGCAAGGAUUCUUGGAGUGGGAUCAUAACUAGGUUGUGGCCUAAUACCAAGUAUAUUGAUGUCAUUGUGACAGGAACAAUGUCACAGUACAUUCCUACUUUGGAUUAUUAUAGCAAUGGUCUCCCUCUUGUUUGUACCAUGUAUGCAUCUUCUGAGUGUUACUUUGGCCUUAAUUUGAAUCCUCUGUGCAAGCCAAGUGAAGUCUCCUACACUCUCAUUCCCACCAUGUGCUAUUAUGAGUUCUUGCCAGUUAACAGGAAAAGUGGAUUCAAUGAAUCCUUUUCCAAACCUGUCUUCCUCAAUGAUAAGGAAAACCAAGACUUGGUUGAUCUUGUUGAUGUUAAGCUAGGACAAGAGUACGAGCUUAUUGUAACUACCUAUGCAGGCCUUUAUCGAUAUCGUGUUGGAGACAUACUUCGAGUGGCAGGAUUCAAAAACAAGGCUCCUCAAUUCAACUUUGUAUGCAGAAAGAAUGUGGUUCUUAGCAUUGAUUCUGAUAAAACCGAUGAAGUUGAACUACAAAAUGCAGUGAAGAAUGCAGCUAACAAUCUUUUGUCAUUUGAUGCAUCACUCACAGAAUAUACAAGCUAUGCUGACUCUUCAACUGUCCCGGGGCACUAUGUCCUGUACUGGGAGAUUAGCCUCAGCCGGGCAACACCAAUCCCUCCUUCAGUUUUUGAGGAUUGUUGCCUCACUGUUGAAGAAUCAUUCAACAGUGUAUACCGCCAAGGCAGGGUUUCAGAUAAGUCCAUUGGUCCCUUAGAGAUAAAGAUAGUGGAGAGUGGGACAUUUGACAGUCUUAUGGACUACGCUGUGGGACAAGGUGCUUCAAUAAACCAGUACAAAGCACCGCGAUGUGUGAAAUAUGCUCCCAUUGUGGAGCUCCUGAACUCAAAAGUUGUUGCAAAUUAUUUCAGUCCAAAAUGCCCCAAAUGGGCUCCUGGUCAUAAGCAAUGGCUAGCUGAAGAUUGAGACAAGGUUAGGACUAAGGAGCCUUGUAAUGUAGCAGGAAGGGAAGUGGGGGAGGUUCAAGAAGUAUUGUCUUGUGAGUUGUGACCUAGAUUAACCCAUCUUAGUUUCUUGGUAAUGGUAUUUUACUAUUUCAUCUUUGCAAAAGCAGUUUUAAGCUAUUGUUUAA